CGACUUUCUGCGGCCGAAUGCGUUUGACCUGCCCAUGGGCAUGACGGGGGCGGAUGUCGCGAUUCUUUUGCUGGCCGUUUCCUUGGGAGACGUCGUCCGCGCCGAGAUCGCCAGCGAGCCGAUUCCUGCCAGUCCCUACGUGGCACUGGCCCGGCCAUGGCUAGCGUUGGGCACUUAUCUUACCCCGAGUCAAGGCAUCAAGGCUCUUCAGGGCAAUCUCCUGCUGAUCGGCUACAUGAUGUGGACCAUGCGUCACUGGGAUGCAUGGUGCUUGAUAGACUCGAUCGCAUCCUUGGCUGAGAAGUUGAUGACGAGGUAUCCACACAUCAUUGACGAUGGCCUGAACCACAGGGUCCUCUGGGCCGUGGCCAAGAUGCAGCUCGAGCUGUCAGAAGAGUGCCAGAUCCAAGGCCCCUGUCUGAGGCAGGGCCACCUAACGAGACUUAUCCAGAGCACAUCCCUACCGCAGCCGCCGCUCAAGACUUUCCAAUGGCCCGGAGUGAGGCUGUCGCUGCACCAUGACACGUGGUAUUACUAUCUCGCCGAAACAUCGAGCAGGCGGCUGGUAGAAAGGAUCAAGACGGAGCUGUAUCCGAAUUCCGUCGGCGCCAGCUCCGCGUCGUGGCUAUCGGCAGCCUUGCCGCUUGCGUGCGAACUCGAGCGCCAAGUCGAGGAAUGGAUGAACUCUCUGCCAGAUGACUUCCAACAUGAUCCAGACCCUGAGGAGGACGAGCUCGCCACGCCGAGCGUGGUGGGCGGCGCGUCGUCCUCGCACAUAUUUCCUGCAAGGUCGGCCGCAUCCCCGGCAACCACCGUGGCGGCACAGCUGGGCAUGCGCAAGAUCUUGCGCAACCGCAUGUGGCAGCUGCAGACGCUUAUUUACAAGCCGUUCCUUGCCGCCGCCGCCGCGUCCACAGAAUCAUCAUCAUCAUCCUCGUGGUCAGGAGAGACACGAGCAGCAGCAGCAACCGUCACGCGAUCCGGCCAACCCACGACAUCACUCCACACGGAAGGGCCUUUGUCGUCCCUGCCAGCUCUACAGCAAGGCGCCGUGAAGUGCCUGAUUUAUGCGACGUCCUUUCUUCUCGAGCAGCCGCCCCUGGUGGAGCGGCACUACGGGGGCUGGCUGCUCGCCAGGAAUGCCUGGGCCGUGGCUCUAGGGUGCCUGGCGGCGCUCCAGGAGCCGACGCUGCAGGCGCUCGUCCUGGGUGCGAGAAGCAACACCGGCGGCGGCAUUGGUGCUGUUGGCCUCGGGGACGAGAGAAGCCCGCGCGGCGACACCACAAAUGUUGGACCUUCAUCAUCAGCCGCGCUCUCGAUGUCGCUGCAGUCCGGCGCCAACGCCAAUAAUAAGAGCAGCAGCAUCAUCACUCCUUCAUUCUCCUCGUCAUCAGCAGCUUCGUCACGCCUCUCCGUUCCAUCCCACGACCAGGUUCUCGAGGCGGUGGGCCAGGCCGGCUCGAUCCUUUGGCAAUGGCGGCACGAGAACCAGAGCCUGGCCGCGGCGGGGCGCAUCCUCACGCACAUGGUGCAAAGGACAAAGGAGCAGGCCGCGGCGCAGGGGCUCGAGGUCGCUGCGGCGGGGACGACGACGACGGCGUGCGGCUGGAUGGAGCAGGAUAUUUAAAGGCCCGCCCGCUGGACGGGGAAUUGAUUGGUUAGGAAGUGAAACUAGUUGCAACCUCUGUGGACUUUUCGUGAGUUGUGACUGUAGAGCCUUGCUCAAUUGUAUUAUUAAGGAG
Messenger RNA from Microdochium trichocladiopsis, 1742 nucleotides. RefSeq lists its product as uncharacterized. The transcript has 4 exons. NCBI's taxonomy places the organism in Eukaryota, Fungi, Ascomycota, Sordariomycetes, Xylariales, Microdochiaceae. The coding region runs from base 35 to 1627 and encodes 530 amino acids. The record is from RefSeq and is a predicted model, not a curated record.